CUCGAGAUUCCGUCCACGCCAUUGCAUCGCUCGCGCGGCACACGGUCCAGCAACGACCUGAGCUGAGAGCGCCUGUGCGCCACAGGAAGCUUCUCCGCAUAGAAGCUUCUCUGCAUCGAGGCAGCUAGGCUAGCGUGCCAUGACGUCCACCGUGACCACGCCAAGCCGGCCGCUCGCCGCCGGGUGCCGCCGCGCGGCCGGGCCGCUGCGGUCCGGUCCCGCCGUGCUCUCGCUCAAGGGCCCGCGGCGGAGGGCGCCGUCCACGAGCUGCUCGGCGGUCGCGUCGCCCGCGAAGCAGCGCGCGGCGGCCAAGCUCCCCCCGCCGCAGCGGCCGUCGAGGGCCGCGGCGGCGGAGGAGGAGGAGAAGGGGGUGAGGACGGACUACAACGAGGUGGCGGCCGCGCUGGAGAACAUCUACAAGCUCAGCCCCGCCGUGGUUGAGGAGAAGCACGGCGACGACGAGGGCAAGAAGAAGGACAGGAAGAAGAGGAAGGGCGGAGUGGGCAGGAGCACUGUGAUCGUGAGGAGCCGGCGGAGGAGGCGCGGGAGUAGGAUGGACCUGGGGAAGAGGGUGGAGAUGAAGAGCAGGGAGGGCGACGCCGGCGGCAAGCAGGACGAGGAGCGGGGGUUCGAGGAGAUGCUGCUCCGGGAGCACUCGGUGUCCACGGACAUGGGCAGCCUCGACUGGAAGCGCAUGAAGAUCCCGCCGGUGCUCAGCUCCGCGCAGAGCGCGCGCCUCUUCAAGACUAUGCAGCCCAUGAAGGCGAUCUUCGAAGUGCAAGAGAGCUUGCGGGAGGACUUGCAGAGGGAUCCGACCGACGCCGAGCUCGCGGAGACCACCGGCAUGACCGUCCAGCAGCUGCGCCGCCGCCUCGACGUCGGCCGGGCCGCCAGGAACAAGCUCAUCAAGCACAACCUGCGUCUGGUGCUGUACGCCAUCAACAAGUACUACCCGGACAUGGCGAGCGACGAGAGGUUCGACGACCUCUGCCAGGCCGGCGCCAAUGGCCUCAUCACCGCCAUCGACCGGUUCGAGCCCAAGCGCGGCUUCCGCAUCUCGACCUACGCGCUCUUCUGGAUCCGCCACUCCAUCGUCCGCGCCAUGACGCUCUCCAACUUCACGCGCUUCCCGUUCGCCAUGGAAUCGGAGAGGCAGGAGAUCAACAAGGCUCGGGAGGAGCUGGCGUUCGAGCUCGGGAGGGCGCCCACGGAGGAGGAGGUGAUCGGGAGGGUGGGGAUCUCCCAGGAGAGGUACCGCGACGUGCUGAGGAUGACGCGGCCCACCUACUCGCUGCACUCGCGGAACCGAGUGACGCAGGAGGAGCUCAUCAACGAGGUCACCGACGACGACGCCAUCGGGGUCGACGCCGGCAAGCACAACACGCUGCUCCGCCUGGCCAUCGACGACCUCCUGGACUCGCUGAAGCCCAAGGAGAGCCUGGUGAUCCGGCAGCGGUUCGGGCUGGACGGCCGGGGGAAGCGCACGCUCAGCGAGAUCGCCGGCAACCUCAACAUCUCCCGGGAGAUGGUCCGCAAGUACGAGCUCAAGGCCCUGAUGAAGCUCAAGCACCCCACGCGGGUGGACUACCUGCGCAGGUACAUGUGAGCUUAGCAUCACGCAUUGCAUGCCGGUGUACAGCAUGUUCUAGUAGCAGUACUAAAAGAAGAAAACAGAGUGGUGCCUCUGCUGUAUAUAUUUCUACCCCUCCGCUACUCUGUCUGCACUGCACAGUGCACACUAUAGACUGCAGAGUUCAUCCAUCACUGCGCUGGAAUCUGUCCGUGUUGUAAUAGAAGACAUGUACAUAUACAGGGACGGUGUGUGUGGGAGUGGGAGUCCUGAUGAGAAGUGAGUUCAUUCGGGUGAGGUUGUAUUGCAGACCUCGCAUGUAAUUCUUACCAUACAUUAUAUUGUAUAUGGAUAUGGUACAUGAUGCAAGGAA
This is a messenger RNA of Panicum hallii, 1943 nucleotides long. Its product is annotated as RNA polymerase sigma factor sigE, chloroplastic/mitochondrial. The coding region runs from base 140 to 1606 and encodes 488 amino acids. The transcript has 6 exons. NCBI's taxonomy places the organism in Eukaryota, Viridiplantae, Streptophyta, Magnoliopsida, Poales, Poaceae. Gene Ontology annotation, biological process: regulation of DNA-templated transcription; DNA-templated transcription initiation. The record is from RefSeq and is a predicted model, not a curated record. Gene Ontology annotation, molecular function: DNA-binding transcription factor activity.